GUGCAGGGGCCUCUCGAAUUGCUGAGAGCCAGGAGAGGAACUGAGGCUUGCAAGUACUGUGGCUUGUGUUUCCUGUUUCAGCAGGCUGCUGUGCGGCAGAACAUCAGUCAAGAGGACAAUGGCGAGGGGGCUCAGAGCCUCGGGCUGACAGCUUCCCCAGCCUUCUGAGACUGGAGAGACGGAGAAAGGCUGAAGGCCUCCUGAGACACUUGAGGCGGAACCCGGGACCUGAGAUCGGAGCAGCUGUUGAAGGAACUGGAAGCCAAGCACGACAGGUGCUCGGACGUCACCAUGAUCUGCUCGAACCCCAGGGCCUCGCCCGGCUUGGCCCGGUGGGCAGAGAGCUACGAGGCCAAGUGUGAGCGGAGGCAGGAGACCCGAGAAAGCCGCCGCCGCCGCCGCAAUGAGACCACUUGCCGCCAGGCAGGGAAGGCGCUGAGGACGCAACACAGAGAACAGCUCCAGAGAGCCCGGCAGCUACAGUUCCUCCGAAGGCGGAACCUGGAAGAGGAGAGGAAAGGCCAGGCCAGAGAGCCAGGACCCUGCAGCAAGACAGACGGAGGGGCAGGCCAGGCGGCUGCCCAAAAGGAGGCCUUGCCUGGUGCCAACGAGACCUCCUUCCUCGGACAGCAGGUAACAGGGACAAGCUGUGAGGUUUUCCCAACCCCACAUCACUCCUCCUCAAGCAUCCAAGGGCGUUUGGAUGACCACCGCUCCUCACACCGGAGAGCCUUUCCACCACAGGACUCUGCCACCAAGAAGCCACACACACAACACCAGGGUACCCAGACAAAGGCAGAAGAGGCACAGCCAACAAUGAAGAAUGAUGCCAGUCAGCAAACCAACUGUGGAGUUGCUGUCCUGGACAAGGACAUCAUUCAACUCUCUGAAUACCUCAAAGAAGCCCUCCGAAGGGAGCUGAUCCUAAAGCAGAAAAUGGUGAUUCUCCAGGACCUGCUGCCUGCCCUGAGCCGGGCUUCUGACAGCUCUUGGACGGGGCAACUUAAUGAAGACAAAUUGAAAGGCAAACUGAGGUCCCUGGAGAACCAGCUCUACACCUGCAUGCAGAAGUACUCCCCCUGGGGAAUGAAAAAGGUGCUGCUGGAGAUGGAAGAGCAGAGAAGCAGUUACGAGCAGAAGGCUAAGGAGUCACUGCAGAAAGUGUUGGAGGAGAAAAUGAGUGCAGAACGGCAGCUGCAGAGCAUGCAGCUGUCCCUGGCUCUGGCAGAGCAGAGGUGUGAAGAGUGGAAGACGCAGUAUGAGGCCCUUCAGGAGGACUGGAAAACCCUAGGGGACCAGCACAGGGAGCUGGAGAGCGAACUGCACGUGCUUCAGUGCAAGCUACAGGGAGCACAUAGCAGAGACUCACAGAUGAACCAAGCUCUGCAGCUUUUGAAAAAUGAGCAGCGGGAGCUGCAGGCCAAAAUCAAGCACCUGCAAGGAGACAGAGAGCAGCAGAGCUCUGCCACCCAGGGGCUGCAAGAUCAGCUGAGGAAGUCAGAGGAGGAGAAACAGGCCUUGCUGAGCAGAGUAGAGCAGCUGCAGGGUCUGCUUCAGAGUCAAUCCUUACAACUUCGAGAACAGGAGAAACUCUUAAGGAAAGAUCAGGCUUUACCUGUGUGGAAUCCAAAGGUCUCCCUUGAUGAAGCAAAGCCUGAGAAUGCAGGAAAGAAGGAUGGGGAACUCAGAGACCAGCUACAAAAGGAGACAUCUCAGCUCCAGGCCAAGGAAAAGAGGCAGAGUGGCCAGUGGCUCCCAGUGCUGCUGCUGCUGGUUGCUACAGCACUGGCAGUGUUCCUGGCAAACAAGGGCAGCCUGGUGAUCUGAACAA
This is a messenger RNA of Psammomys obesus (fat sand rat), 1831 nucleotides long. RefSeq names its product TRAF3 interacting protein 3 (gene Traf3ip3). The transcript is spliced from 15 exons. Lineage: Eukaryota; Metazoa; Chordata; Mammalia; Rodentia; Muridae. The record is from RefSeq and is a predicted model, not a curated record. The coding region runs from base 292 to 1827 and encodes 511 amino acids.